Messenger RNA from Glycine soja, 1989 nucleotides. RefSeq names its product signal peptide peptidase-like 2. The transcript has 14 exons. The record is from RefSeq and is a predicted model, not a curated record. Gene Ontology annotation, biological process: membrane protein proteolysis. Gene Ontology annotation, molecular function: aspartic endopeptidase activity, intramembrane cleaving. The coding region runs from base 118 to 1749 and encodes 543 amino acids. NCBI's taxonomy places the organism in Eukaryota, Viridiplantae, Streptophyta, Magnoliopsida, Fabales, Fabaceae. Gene Ontology annotation, cellular component: Golgi-associated vesicle membrane; lysosomal membrane; lumenal side of endoplasmic reticulum membrane.
UUGAAUGGAUCAAAAUCGAAAGUUAAUUGUUCCAAGACGCGGCAGCGUCUGUCUCUCUCGGUUUCAACUGUGAGUUGGUAAUGGUUGCAUAAAUCUCAUUGACGUGAGACUGCAUCCAUGGCUUCGGAGAAGAUUUGCUCGAUUCUCUUGUUUUGUGCUGUAAUUUUGCUUCUCCGUGAUGCUCCUUCUGCCAUAGCUGGGGACAUAGUUCACGACGACGAUUCAACUCCCAAGAAGCCGGGUUGCGAGAACCAGUUCGUUCUGGUAAAAGUGCAAACAUGGGUCAAUGGUGUAGAGGAUGUUGAAUUUGUUGGUGUGGGUGCCAGAUUUGGCAGAGCCAUUGUGUCCAAAGAGAAAAAUGCAAAGCACACGCGCCUUAUUCUUUCAGAUCCUCGUGAUUGUUGCAUUCCGCCAAAGAAUAAGAUUGUGGGAGAUGUCAUCAUGGUGGAUCGAGGCAACUGCACGUUCACAAAAAAGGCAAAUAUUGCACAGAAUGCUAAUGCUUCAGCCAUCCUCAUCAUAAAUAACCAAAAAGAACUGUACAAGAUGGUUUGCGAACCUGAUGAAACUGAUUUGAACAUACACAUACCUGCUGUCAUGCUUCCACUAGAUGCAGGUACAAGGCUGGAAAAAAUGCUGACAACUACUUCAUCUGUGUCUGUGCAGCUGUACUCGCCACUUCGACCAGCUGUUGACGUAGCAGAAGUAUUUCUUUGGAUGAUGGCAGUUCUUACCAUAUUGUGUGCAUCAUAUUGGUCAGCUUGGACGACCCGAGAAGCAGCUAUUGAACAGGAUAAGUUGCUAAAGGAUGCUUCAGAUGAACUCCCAAACACUAAAUAUGCUAGUGUUAGUGGAGUUGUAAAUAUGAAUGUGAAAGCUGCAGUCCUUUUUGUUGUAUUUGCUUCGUGUUUCCUGUUUAUGCUUUACAAACUGAUGUCGUCGUGGUUCAUUGAUGUUUUGGUUGUUCUCUUCUGUAUUGGUGGUAUUGAGGGCUUGCAAACAUGCUUGGUUGCUCUUUUGUCCAGGUGGUUCAAGCAUGCCGGAGAGUCAUACAUCAAAGUACCUUUCUUAGGAGCUAUCUCAUACCUGACUUUGGCUGUUUCUCCAUUCUGUAUAACAUUUUCCAUUCUCUGGGCAGUUUAUCGCAACGAAUCCUUUGCCUGGAUUGGUCAAGAUAUACUUGGAAUAACACUGAUAAUCACAGUUCUACAGAUUGUACAUGUACCAAAUCUCAAGGUUGGUACAGUACUUCUUGGCUGUGCCUUCAUUUACGACAUCUUUUGGGUAUUUGUCUCAAAGAAGUUUUUCAAGGAAAGCGUCAUGAUUGUGGUGGCCCGAGGCGAUCGAAGUGGAGAAGAUGGAAUUCCCAUGUUACUGAAGUUCCCUCGGAUUUUUGAUCCAUGGGGUGGUUACAGCAUCAUAGGUUUUGGAGACAUCCUUUUACCAGGAAUGCUGGUGGCAUUCUCACUCAGGUACGAUUGGCUGGCAAACAAGAGCCUUAGAAGUGGAUAUUUCUUGUGGGCAAUGUUUGCAUAUGGCUUUGGUCUUUUAGUUACGUACGUGGCACUAAACUUGAUGGACGGGCAUGGCCAACCAGCACUACUAUACAUCGUUCCAUUUACCCUUGGGACCCUGAUGACAUUGGGGCGGAAGCGAGGAGAUUUGAGGGUUUUGUGGACUAGUGGAGAACCUGAAAGACCUUGUCCACAUAUAAGACUCCUACACAGUGGAGAACUAAACUGUGAAUGAAUGAUGUUGUAACUUUUCACCUCUGAUAUAUUCGGUGUAUGCAAUGCAUGGCUUAUCUUCUGCAAUUGAGCACCAUAGUUUCAUGUAUCCAAUCCCCUUUAAACAAAGCAGGGGCUCACAUUUAUAGUUACAAGUAAUGUAGAGUUUGUUCAAAUAGUUCUACAUAGAAAUCUCUAAUCAGCGUUGUUUGUAGUUGGUGUAUGAUCUAUGGUUUUUGUACCUGCAAUUUUACUUUAUUGG